Messenger RNA from Nanorana parkeri, 2430 nucleotides. RefSeq names its product histamine H2 receptor-like. Gene Ontology annotation, molecular function: histamine receptor activity; neurotransmitter receptor activity; G protein-coupled serotonin receptor activity. The transcript has 3 exons. Gene Ontology annotation, biological process: gastric acid secretion; G protein-coupled receptor signaling pathway, coupled to cyclic nucleotide second messenger; chemical synaptic transmission. NCBI's taxonomy places the organism in Eukaryota, Metazoa, Chordata, Amphibia, Anura, Dicroglossidae. The record is from RefSeq and is a predicted model, not a curated record. The coding region runs from base 650 to 1966 and encodes 438 amino acids. Gene Ontology annotation, cellular component: membrane; dendrite.
GCAGGAGCUGCAGCGACGAGUGCUGGAACACAUCGCUCCUUCUGUGCAAAGAGUCAAGAGUAUAGACUAUAGCUUGGAUGUGCCAUCCUCUACAAGACAAUCAUUGGCAAACAAUACUGGGAAAUGUAUAAACAAGAGAAUUUUCUAUAGGAUUCUGCAGGUCCAGUGAUCACCUGUGCACUUUACAGGCAAGGUUGUGAAAGGCACUGAAAACCUGCGUAGUUAAUGAAGAAGUGUGCUGCAAUUCCCAAGGUACCUUAUGGCACAAAGACUGUUACUGCAAGUUAUGGAUAAUCUAUUGAAUUACAAAGCCUAGUGCUGGAAUGAUAAUACAAAAAGUCAGCAAUAUUUUAUCUGUAUAUAACAGAGAAACCUCAUGACAAAACACAGUCUUUUUAGUUACACCUUUGAGAGAAUGCAAGAUUAAAGCACCAAAAUACAGGCAAACAUCAAUUAAGACCAGUGGUAUAAAAAAACAGAGGCAUUAAUCCUGGAUUUAGGGGUCCAGCAAUGCAGAGCACACUAUUGCACUGCUGGGCCCCGUGUACAUACACCUUUAUUAAUCAUGAUCAGUAAAAACUGAUAUUUUCACAGUACCUUGGAAAAUAAAAUAUAGCAGCUAAAUGUAACAAGAAACGGUAUCAAAGCAAUGUGUUCUGUCAUGGGUGACGACCUAGAUGAUUCAGUUGCUACAUGCUGGAAGUCAGUACUAUACAAUGUUCUGAUUGGAGUAGUUCUUGUUCUGAUUAUCAUCAUCACUAUUUGUGGCAAUGUGGUGGUUUGUUUGGCUGUUGGAUUUGACCGAAGACUUCGUAGUUUGACAAACUGCUUUAUUGUCUCUCUGGCUAUAACAGACCUUUUGCUAGGUAUUUUGGUGCUACCGUUUUCAGCCUUGAACUUGUUACAUGAAGAAUGGCCUUUUGGAUCAACCUUUUGCAACAUCUAUACCAGCCUGGAUGUCAUGUUGUGUACAGCUUCCAUUCUAAACCUCUUCAUGAUUAGCUUGGACCGCUACUAUGGUGUCACAGCUCCUCUGCGUUACUCCAUGCUUGUCACCCCAUGUCGUGUUGCCAUAGCAAUGGGUUUGAUAUGGGUAGUUUCCUUGAUGGUCUCAUUCCUUCCUAUACAUCUUGGUUGGAAUACAAAAGACAAAACAAUCCAAAACUCUAGAGGUGAUGACAGCAAAGAAUGCAAAUUGGAGCUGAAUAAGGAGUAUGUAUUAGUGGAUGGUUUGCUGACUUUCUACCUGCCUUUGGUCAUCAUGUGUCUUAUGUACUAUAGAAUUUUCAAGAUUGCCAGAGAGCAAGCUAAAAGAAUUAAUCAUGCCAGCUGCUGCAAUGCUGUGAGUCCUACACUACCUACAGUACGGGAACAUAAAGCUACUGUGACACUUGCAGCUGUAAUGGGUGCAUUCAUCAUCUGCUGGUUUCCCUAUUUCACAGUUUUUACUUAUGAAGGAGUGAACAAUAUUGAAGUAGAUGAGACUGCUUUCUUAAUAGUUCUGUGGUUAGGCUAUGCAAACUCUGCUCUCAAUCCAAUUCUGUAUGCUGCUUUGAAUAGAGAUUUCCGUACAGCAUACCAACGUCUUCUACACUGUAGGCGUGUGGGCCCCUUGAGCCAUGAGACCCCUCUGACCCUGCUCCAUAUACGCCGCCCAGAAGAAAGGACUUUACAGGUCAUGGAAAACUUGCAGGGAGACAAGACACACAAUAUUCAAGAAAGCAACGGAAAAGAAUUUAGUCCCUUCAUCAAAAAUGUAGCAGAAAGGAGUCAUGCCAGAUGGUGCAGUGGAUGUUUGGAUUACAUGACCUACAGAGCAAGGCUGUGGCUUUUUAAAUACCUCCCAAAACAAAGCGUAUGGACCUCAAUGUUGAAUGAUGCUGUAGUUGAAGCUCCAAAUGAUGCACAUGUACAACAUUCCCUGACAACACUGCCAUUGCAGCUUCAGGACACUGCCAUUAAGUAAAAGUCUUGCAGGAGCUAAAGUAUACGGCCUCUUGGUGAGCUUACAGGGACCAAGACCAAGUUCACAGACUACGACAAGACAUGACUUCACAUGUAUAAACUGUGUUUGUGCCAAUAAUAAACACUUUAAAGCAAGCCGCAAUUAGGCUCUGGUUGUUGGAAAGAUACACAACAAAAGAUAAUAAAUAACUGAAGGAUGGUUUGUUCUGUGGAAUACUUAUCAGCACUGUGAAUGGAAUUUAUAAACUGUCCUAUAUAAAACAUGUCUUUGUUGUGGAAUAUUACAAAACUAGCAACAACAAUGACUUGAAUGUCAUAUACCAUGAGCGUGGGUGCAACAAAACAUGUCAGAUGUGGCCAACAUUUCCAUCUUCUAUAAAGCUUAGACAUAUUUAACUGUGUCAUUGCUGGUUCACAUUGAACAAUUUACCUCCACUUGCACAUUAAUACAUUCCUUAAGAUUGU